Molecule: messenger RNA, 1509 nt
Organism: Dovyalis caffra
Lineage: Eukaryota; Viridiplantae; Streptophyta; Magnoliopsida; Malpighiales; Salicaceae
Source: the annotation of a GenBank genome assembly
AUGAGCAUGAAUUUUUCAUUCCAGACUCACAUUUUCCUUCUGAUGCUUACAUUUUUAUUGAAACCCGGAAACGCCUCCAUUCAUGUCUACAACCAAGAAUCCUUGAAAGAAGUAGGAAAUUCUUAUCUUCUAUCCGGUGGAAGCGAAGGCAUUUCCUCCUCCUCCCAUGCCCGCUCUUUCAUCCGGUUUGAGAAUGUGAGUUUCUGGAGGCCCAAAUCGGCGGCAAAAAGCAGAGGAUUAAUACAGGUUGUGGUUUUUGAGGCAGCUGAUAGGAAUAACAUUGGUGGGUCUGCUUAUGGCGGACAGAGAUCAAUAUGUUGUACCUCUGAUCUUGCUAAGCUUCAAGGGUGUAAACAAGGUGAGGUUAUUAGGAUACCUUCUGCCGCUGAUGUGAAUUGGCCCAUUAUUCUAAAUCUACAUUUCAGUCGUAAUUCUUUGUCUACAAGUAUUAAAAAUCAGGAGGAGGUUAGCAUAUCCAAGACUGGAAUGUAUAACUUGUUCUUUAUUGCUUGUGAUCCAAAACUCAAAGGAGUAGUAAUGAGUGGCAAGACUGUUUGGAAGAAUUCUGAUGGUUAUUUGCCUGGUAGGAUGGCACCUUUGAUGAGGUUUUACGUGUUUAUGUCGUUUGUGUAUUUCGUGCUUGCUGUUAUUUGGUUCACCCAGUACAUCAGGUUUCGGAAAGAUAUACUGCAACUUCAACAUUGUAUCUCGGCGGUUGUUGGUUUAGGACUGUUUCAGAUGAUUCUCUGGUAUUGUGAGUAUGCCAAUUUUAACCGCACUGGAAUGAGGCCAGUUGUGCUUACUACUUGGGUUGUCACUGUUGGAGCUGUAAGGAAAACAAUUGCUCGCCUUCUUGUACUCUGUGUUUCUAUGGGGUAUGGUGUUGUGAGGCCUACUCUUGGUGGUCUUACCUCGAAGGUGCUUCUUCUUGGAAUCACUUAUUUCUUGGCAUCUGAGUUGCUUGAUAUCACUGAGUAUGUGGGGACUAUUAAUGAUCUAUCAGGGAGAGCAAGAUUGUUUUUAGUACUUCCGGAUGCCUUGCUCGAUGCAUUUUUAAUAUUGUGGAUUUUUACUUCUCUUUCACGAACAUUAGAGCAGUUACAGGCAAAAAGAAGUGCUGUUAAGUUGGAUAUCUAUAGGAAGUUCUCAAACGCGUUGGCUGCUGUAGUGUUUGCUUCUGUUGCUUGGAUAGCAUAUGAGCUUUACUUCAAAGCAACAGACCCAUUCAGCGAGCGGUGGCAGAGUGCUUGGAUCAUCACUGCUUUCUGGGACAUUCUUGCAUUUGCGUUGCUCUGUGUUAUCUGCUAUCUGUGGGCUCCAUCUCAAAGCUCUCAAAGGUAUGCCUACUCUGAAGAAUUAGGAGAAGAAUUUGAUGAAGAAGAAGCUCAAUCCCUGACCAGAGAAAAGCCAGCUGGUGACAUCAGUUUAGUUGAAAAGAAAGAGAAGAGUCUUGGAGGCACUCAUGUUUUCGACGAAGAGGGUGAGGCCGAAGAGGAUAAGAGAGAAUGA